AUGCCACCAGGAUACACAUGCCAGCUGAACAAGUUCCCUGUCCCGCCGUGGCGCAAUUGGUUGCUGGGACACACCGGCAUGGGCCAGAGCACGGUGGAAGCCCUACAGCAAGUGGACACCUUGGUGGCCCAGUACCGUCAUGGCUGCCUCUGGUGGGGACUUCCCUGGCUGCCUGUCCUGCGCCUCUUCCACCCCAGCACCCUCCGGCCACUCCUCAGUGCCUCAGCUUUCGUGGCCCCCAAGGACAAAAUUUCCUACGGCUUCCUCAAGCCCUGGCUGGGAGAGGGGCUGCUGCUGAGCAACGGGCAACGCUGGGUGCAGCACCGGCGACUCCUGACACCCGCCUUCCACGGGGAUGUGCUCCGGAAUUACCUGGGAAUCUUCAACCAGAGCACCCGCGUGCUGCUCGCCAAGUGGAGGGCAGCAGCAGCGGUAGCUGGUGGGGGGCCGGUGGAGUUGGAAGUGCUGCAGCCCCUGAGCCUCCUCACCCUGGACACUCUCCAGAAGUGCAUCUUCAGCCACGAGAGCCACUGCCAGGAGCGGCCCAGCGAGUAUAUCCAGGCCAUCCUGGAGCUGAGCUCAUUGGUGGUCCGGCGCCAGCUCCGGCCACUUCUCCACCCGUGGUGGCUCUACAGCCUCUCCUCUGAUGGCCGGCGCUUCGCCCGCGCCUGUGCCACUGUCCACGCCUUCACUGCUGAUGUGGUGCAGCGCCGGCGCCAGGCACUUGCCUGCCUGGGCCGCCAGGCCUGGCUGGACGGCCACCGGGGACGCAGCAUGGACUUCAUCGACCUCCUGCUGCUCACCAAGGUGGGGUUGUAGGGGUGGCCAUGGGAA
This is a messenger RNA of Passer montanus (Eurasian tree sparrow), 834 nucleotides long. RefSeq names its product cytochrome P450 4F22-like. The transcript is spliced from 6 exons. Gene Ontology annotation, molecular function: iron ion binding; heme binding; monooxygenase activity. Bases 1 to 819 code for a protein of 272 amino acids. Lineage: Eukaryota; Metazoa; Chordata; Aves; Passeriformes; Passeridae. The record is from RefSeq and is a predicted model, not a curated record.